Molecule: messenger RNA, 2058 nt
Organism: Trichoderma asperellum CBS 433.97
Lineage: Eukaryota; Fungi; Ascomycota; Sordariomycetes; Hypocreales; Hypocreaceae
Source: RefSeq, a predicted model, not a curated record
AUGCGUUCGCUUACCUCUAUAUCGAUUGGCAUAAUUGCCGGCGCUGUCACUUCGGCGGCCCGACCUGACGCCAAAGCCUUUGCUAAUAAAGAAGCGCGCUCACAGGACGAGCUUUUGCCGACGCCGACUGUUGCGUUAAAGCAGAGAAAUGUGGCAGCGGCGCCCACAACAAUCGUUGAGCCGCCUCCGUUCACGGUCACUCUCUGCCCACAGCCAACGGGAAUCUAUGGAGCAGUGGACUUGGAGUCAGAUCUCAUCUAUGGCUGCCAGCCUGGCUAUGUUUGCAACCCCAAGAAGCCAGCAGGGUGCAACUUCUGGCCAGGCCUUCCGGAUGCUAGUUUUCGAUGCCAUCCAGAGGACUGCAUGGUAGCUCCGCCGCCGCUGCUUGCAAAUUGGCCCGAAGGAAAGACGGGCUAUAUCCCACAUCAAGACGGCUACUUCUACUUGGACCCACAUAUCUUUGGCUUGACUUACGAUAUUUUCGAAUACAACGUUGUCAAGAAGAUUCAGAGUGGUAGCACCAGCACUUACACGACUGGCAACUGGGGGUCACAGGCACAGGCCUACGGGUCGGUGCCAACAAAUCCGCCAUCAUAUGGAAAGCGUGCUUCCAGCCCGUUCAAGCAGCAAGCCCGUCGCAAGGCCAAUUAUGGUGCAAAGCGUGCAGCCCUGGACUUGCCACAAGAUUGCAUGGGCCCUUGCCAGGAUGCGUUAUUACUCAUAACACAGUUUGGCAAGAAGCCGGAAUUUUGCGAGGCGGAUUCGGCUUUCGAGAAGGACUUCAACGGCUGCGUUAACUGCAUUGCCAAGGAUGAUAACAUCGACGUAUCCGACCUGGCUGCGAUAGCAGCAGCAUUGGGCGAACCGUUUGUAGACACGAUCUUCUUCUGCAAUACAACGGGAACUACGCCGCCGCCCACAUCCUCGGCUCCCGAGUCCCAAGUGACAGGGUCGAAUACACUGGGAUCGACCUCUCAAAUCCCUACAAGCCCAACCUCGCUCAUCGACUCUACAACUUCGAGCUCCAUACAGUCGACGACUUCCAGCACUAAGCAGUCCACCCCGCCUCCUACAAGCAGCUCCUCUACGACCUCUACACCACCGCCGCCGCCAACAUCAUCGUCGACGAAGCCGCCACCACCACCGACUUCUUCAUCGACGCCGCCGCCACCACCAACUUCCUCAUCGACUAGCUCCUCUUCGCAGCAAGCAUCGUCUACUCCUCCGUCCUCAGCUUCAACACCGCCCUCUUCUAGUGCGGGAUCGUCAGGGUCUUCCACUACUGCUGGGGGCCCAGGAAGCUCUUCUGAAAUAGGUACGGGAUCCACUAGUGCAAGCAGUGAAUCGAGGCCAACGUCGGCGCCCACAUCGGCAUCUGCGUCGGCCUCAUCUGGUGCAUCUGUUCCGGGGUCAUCAGUCUCCUCAUCUUCCCCAGGGGAGACUGGCACCGCACCCCCCUCAACAGGUACUAAUUCCCCGACUGGCACCGGUUCUGGUGCCGGCUCUCCUCCCGGCUCUGGUUCUCCGACUGGCACAGGUUCUUCAACCGGAACCCCUGCUGGAACGGGUGCUGGUUCCCCAACGGGAAGUGCUGCUGGGACAGGCACCGGUUCCGAGACAGGAACUGGUGCCAACACAGGCACUGGUGCUGUGACAGGAGCUCCUACCAAGACCGGCACUAACCGAUCGACAGGCGUCACACCUCCCAGCUCAGACUUUUCUUCUCCCGGUCAAUUGGAGAGAGCAAGCACAACCAACCCAGGCAACUCUGGAAACCCCGGCGGCGGCGCUGAACCAACCGGAACAAACAGCAACGGCGGCGGUGGAGGAAGAAACCCAGGUGGUGUUGGGCCUACCGGAUCGCCUACUGUUGGUGGCGGUAGCCCUGGCAAUGGCAAUCCCGGUAACGGUGGCAAUGGAGGUGGCGCGUCAGGAACAGGAACCAACCCGUCGUCGCCAACAAACAGCCUGCCCCCGCCUCUUUCGAAUAAUCUCUCUCGACCAAGUGAAAACUUUGGUCUCCUCAUUGUGGUCCUUUUGGGUCUCUUGGUCUUCUAG